Molecule: messenger RNA, 1083 nt
Organism: Drosophila mojavensis
Lineage: Eukaryota; Metazoa; Arthropoda; Insecta; Diptera; Drosophilidae
Product: ubiquitin-conjugating enzyme E2 S
Exons: 3
Coding region: 450-1070 (206 amino acids)
Source: RefSeq, a predicted model, not a curated record
GUAAAUGGAGGCUGUUUUGUGUGUGUGUGUUUUGUUGUUGAGCGUGUAGAAGUGUGCAAUUGAGUAGAAACAGUGUGUGCGCUUCAUUUAUUUCUUUUUGUUGUGUUUUUUAAAUGUUUCGAAAAGCCAAUAGCCAAAUAGGAAAACAAAUCGAUUACAAACAACAACGACGAACAGCAAUUAAACGGGCGCAAAGUGGAAAAACAGCAGCGAAAACGAAAACGAAAACAGAGCCAAAAACGUUUUCUCUCUAUUCACGAGACGACGCCAGUGAAGCGAUACAGUUAGAAUAGCUAACUUAAUCAAAGCUUCCAGCCAGGACAGUUGGAAAAAAAACCGAUUAUUAAGCAAACCUUGAGACGCACACAUACACAUACAUUUAAAUACAGAGAGACGCAGACACACACAUAUAUACAUACGUACGCAUACGCACGAAAGCAGACGCAGCAAUGAGUUCGCAAUAUUCGAAUGUGGAGAAUCUGUCGCCGCAGACCAUACGGCAGGUGAUGAAGGAGCUGCAGGAUAUGGAAACAACACCACCCGAGGGCAUCAAAGUCUUGAUCAAUGAGAGCGAUGUCACCGAUAUACAGGCAUUGAUCGAUGGACCAGCUGGAACACCAUAUGCCGUUGGCAUCUUUCGUGUGAAGCUAACGUUGAGCAAAGAUUUUCCACAAACGCCGCCAAAGGCAUAUUUCCUAACCAAAAUUUUCCAUCCAAAUGUUGCGGCCAACGGUGAGAUCUGUGUGAACACCUUGAAAAAGGAUUGGAAGCCAGAUCUGGGCAUUAAGCAUAUAUUGUUAACAAUCAAAUGUCUGCUCAUCGUGCCCAAUCCCGAAUCGGCGCUCAACGAGGAGGCUGGCAAAAUGCUGCUCGAACGCUACGACGAUUAUUCGCAGCGGGCGCGAAUGAUGACGGAAAUCCAUGCACAGCCUGUGAAAUGUGGCGUUAGCGAUGCCAAAGAUGAUGAUGGUCCAUCGAAUAAGAAGCAUGCGGGUCUGGAUAAAAAGCUGCAGGAUAAGAAGAAGGAGAAGCUGCUCAAGGAGAAAAAACGCAUGCUCAAGAGAUUAUGAGAGGCAUAAGCAA